UCUGUUCUUCAUCCAAAACUAACGCCAAUUGCAAAAUGAUUUCAAAAAUAUUUGUCAUGUUUGUACCGCUGGUGUUUGCUGUGACUGAUCCAACAACAAUCUGUCUCCCAGACCAAGUCUCUUUCUAUAGCUACGAUAUUCAGACGGAUGUCAUAUCCUUUGUUACACUAGACUACAAGCAGAAGCUCAUGGCAGCAGUAACAGGCAACACGAGUGUGGUCAACGACCUGGCUAAUGGUAAAUCCUAUGCAACUGAUGCGACUGGUAGCUGCCAAUCUUCAGAUUUAGUUCCAAGAGACCCGUAUCCUCAAUGUCUGCCUGCUAACGCAGUACUCAUUGGGAAUAUUUACAUUGGCUUUGGCUCAAACACGCUGAACGCUACAGGCUGGACGUUCCCUUACAAUAAUGGAGUGGUCAAGAUUGGUUUUACCAACGACCCCAAUGCACCUAAUGUUCCAAUCAUAUCGAGAUUUGUUGACGAGAAAGGUGUUUUGUACUCUAGUUUUACUGCCGACGCUGUUGCUAACCUCACCCAGCCUGAGAGAUUGAAGGUCCCAAGCCCUUGUCCACCUAAAGUUAUUGUUUGACGAGAAACAGAGAACUUGAUAUUGAAAUCUGACUCCCUAAGUGUUCAUCUCAUGCAUUCUAGGCUGUCUGCAAGAAAAAAUCUCUUUCUAUGUCAUCUAAUUAGAAUGUAUCUGAACAAUUUAAAAAGUGUGAAAUAUUGUCAUCAAAAUGAAAACAAAAACAUAAUCAACAUAAUAUUCAUACAUGCAACACCUUCAUUUAUGUUCACUUUAACUUGAAUAAACUCACUAAUUAGAAUGUAAA
Molecule: messenger RNA, 831 nt
Organism: Biomphalaria glabrata
Lineage: Eukaryota; Metazoa; Mollusca; Gastropoda; Planorbidae
Exons: 5
Coding region: 36-587 (183 amino acids)
Source: RefSeq, a predicted model, not a curated record